AUGAUGCGUCAACAUGAGCAACCAAACAGAAAGUCAGCUUGAAGAGAAACCAGCCAGAGCACAGUUUGGUUGUGUUGGGUUUUCCACGCCCAUUUCUUUCAGUUCCCUCUAUCUCUCUUCAGCCAUAAAGGUGUGUGUGAAGAUGUCGGAUCCCGAGAACACAACCCAGCCUCUCCUCAGGGCUCCCAGCCAGCAAACAGCAGUCGAUGUAGGAGCACCUGCACAGGGGGGCCGCUCCAGCCGGGCCUAUAAGGUGGCAGGUUUAACCGUGUUGGCCUGUGUCCUGGUCAUGAGCCAGGCAAUGAUCGCCUACUUCCUCCUCAGCCAGAGGAGUGACAUCAAAUCUCUGGAGGAGCAGAGCAACAACCUGAAGACAGAGCUGACGAAGGGGAGAUCUGUUUCUGUGCCAAUGCGGCUGCCCGUGCCCAUGAACGCCUUGCCCAGGCUGAUGGUGGACACUGUGGGCGAGGAGGAUUCCAUCACAAUCCCAGGAAAAACUGUCCCUCAGGAGGCCACCGACUGCCAGUUGGAGGCUGCUGGUGUGAAGGCUGUGCAGGUGCCAGGUUUCCGCCCUGAAUGUGAUGAGCGCGGCCUCUACCAGGCCCAGCAGUGCUACAUGUACCAGUGCUGGUGUGUGAACCCAGCCAACGGGGAACAGAUCCCUGGAUCCCAGAGGGAUGGACAGGCCAAAUGCAGCGCCACUGUCCUUACUGGCGGCCUGAGCAAAGUGUUUGCUGUGCCUAAUGUUGAUGUCUGAUACAGUGCUGAUGAAAUCUCCUCCAGAGACCAGCAACACGUCAACUUAUAAUCACCAACAUCUUUGUAGGUCUUGAUAAGUUAAUGGGAGUUCUAUAUACUGCUGAUAAAAUAGCAUAUUUUAAUCAUUUAUCUGUUUUCUAUCAUCAUAUCUUAUUAUCUGCAACCAUUAUUAUGUAGACAGAGAUGACCUUUGCUAUUGAUUACAUAACAUCUUUCAGUUUUAAAUGGCUAGUAAGAGUUAAGGAUUUUGAAAUGCUUUUGUUAUUGCUUUCCAGACUUAAAAAAAGAAAGUUCCUUUUGUUCAAAUUGUGUUGAAUGUCAGUUUUAUAAGAAGUAAUGGGAUGUUGGGAAAUUUGUAAAGAGCAGUGACUUACUUACUUAAAUAACAACACGAACUGAGUGGCGAUCCAGUUGAGUGUGGGCAGAGGGCAAUUAUUAAUAUAUUUGUUAUGAAGAGUAGAUUUUUGGCUGCCCUUUUACAUUAUGUUUUUAAAUUAUUUGAAUCAUGAACAUGGCGACUUGGUCUGUGAACGUCUGGCUAAAAUUCAAGGGUGAAACUCUGAUUAAAAGUAAUGUCACACAAUUGGGCACAAUCAGGAACAACUGAGACAAGUGUGAACUGUAUUUUCCUCAUUUAUUUGAACUACCCAAAUAAACCUGUUAAAGACA
Messenger RNA from Xiphias gladius (swordfish), 1428 nucleotides. RefSeq lists its product as uncharacterized. Gene Ontology annotation, molecular function: MHC class II protein binding; macrophage migration inhibitory factor binding. Gene Ontology annotation, biological process: antigen processing and presentation; intracellular protein transport; immune response. The transcript is spliced from 8 exons. The coding region runs from base 14 to 757 and encodes 247 amino acids. The record is from RefSeq and is a predicted model, not a curated record. Gene Ontology annotation, cellular component: membrane. NCBI's taxonomy places the organism in Eukaryota, Metazoa, Chordata, Actinopteri, Istiophoriformes, Xiphiidae.